This is a messenger RNA of Ailuropoda melanoleuca (giant panda), 1616 nucleotides long. Its product is annotated as L-lactate dehydrogenase C chain. Lineage: Eukaryota; Metazoa; Chordata; Mammalia; Carnivora; Ursidae. Gene Ontology annotation, cellular component: cytoplasm. Gene Ontology annotation, biological process: lactate metabolic process; pyruvate metabolic process. Gene Ontology annotation, molecular function: L-lactate dehydrogenase (NAD+) activity. The coding region runs from base 223 to 1221 and encodes 332 amino acids. The record is from RefSeq and is a predicted model, not a curated record. The transcript has 8 exons.
CGUGCUGACGAAAGAGUCGUGGGUGAGAGCGUUCUUGCGGUGGCGGUCCAGAGAGUAACCGUCAUAGGGCUUCGCACCUCGACUGCCGUUGGUGGUUUCUCUCUCUCUCUCUCUCUCUCUCUCUCUCUCUCUCUCUCUCUCUUUAAUCUUCCUUAAAGGCAGUGCGUUGCGUGUUCCGGCUGUCUGUACUAAGCUGCGCCAAGCAAAGCAUUUGUUCUCAAAAUGUCAACUAUCAAGGAGAAGCUUAUUGAGAAUCUAAUUGGGGAAGAUAAAAUCUCCCAGAGUAAGAUCACCAUUGUUGGAACUGGUGCUGUAGGCAUGGCUUGUGCUAUUUGUAUCUUAUUGAAGGAUUUGGCCGAUGAACUCACCCUCGUUGAUGUCGCAGUGGACAAAUUGAAGGGAGAAAUGAUGGAUCUUCAGCAUGGCAGUCUUUUCUUUAAUACUUCAAAGAUUACCUCUGGAAAAGAUUACAUAGUAUCUGCAAACUCCAAAUUAGUUAUUGUCACAGCAGGUGCACGCCAACAGGAGGGAGAAAGUCGCCUUGCCCUGGUGCAACGUAAUGUGAACAUCAUGAAAUCAAUCAUUCCUACCAUAGUCCAACAUAGUCCCGACUGCAAGAUGCUUAUUGUUUCAAAUCCAGUGGAUAUUUUGACGUAUGUGGUCUGGAAGCUAAGUGGCUUACCUGCAACUCGUGUAAUUGGCAGUGGUUGCAAUCUAGACUCUGCUCGUUUCCGUUACCUAAUUGGAGAGAAGUUGGGUGUCCAUCCCACAAGCUGCCAUGGUUGGAUUAUUGGAGAACAUGGUGAUUCUAGUGUGCCCUUAUGGAGUGGGGUGAAUGUUGCUGGUGUUGCUCUGAAGACUCUAGACCCUAAAUUAGGAACGGAUUCAGACAAAGACCAGUGGAAAAAUAUCCACAAACAAGUUGUUGAAAGUGCCUAUGAUAUUAUCAAGCUGAAAGGGUAUACCUCUUGGGCUAUUGGACUGUCAGUGACAGAUCUGGCAGGGUCAAUUUUGAAAAAUCUUAGGAGAGUGCAUCCAGUUUCUACUAUGGUUAAGGGCUUAUAUGGAAUAAAUGAAGAAAUCUUUCUCAGUAUCCCUUGUGUCCUGGGGCGAAAUGGUGUCUCAGAUAUUGUGAAAGUUAACUUGAAUUCGGAGGAGGAGGCCCUUUUUAAGAAGAGUGCAGACACACUCUGGAAUGUCCAAAAAGAGCUGAUGUUUUAAAGCCUCUUCAUAUUCCACUGUUUUAUAGAAGAAGAAGAUAUCAGACUGUAUAUUUUACAUUUUGAAAGUAUUUUAAUCUGAUCUGUAAAAAAUAAAAAUACAUUGGAGACCCAUGACAUAACUUCAGUCCCGCAAGGCCCGGAAAAUGAAAUGGUAAAGGGAUUUCUUCUCUCUGAAUCUCUUAUAGCUCUGUUCUAAUGAUACCCAACCUGUACAGGUGCAAGUUAUACUUCUGAGGUACGUCAUACGUAAGAGUUGCCUUCAAGGUAGUAGAGUAUGUAUAACAACCCAUUAUAAUAUAAACCAUGAUUUUUCUCACAAAACAACCAGCACUUUCUCUAGUGUUAAAAUUUCAUUCUUCUGUUAGGACACAGGAAUAUUUACUUCAUAUUGCU